Molecule: messenger RNA, 900 nt
Organism: Caenorhabditis bovis
Lineage: Eukaryota; Metazoa; Nematoda; Chromadorea; Rhabditida; Rhabditidae
Source: the annotation of a GenBank genome assembly
AUGAUCGAAGAGAAGCUGUUGGUUGGUGUCGCGUCGGCGGCGUCGACGCUUGCUGUCAUAGCGUGCCUCGUCGUGAUUCCAUCGCUUUACAACACCAUCAAUGAGGUUCAUGAGGAGGUCCUCGAUGGGGUUCAAGUGUUUCGCGUUGAGACCGAUGCCGCGUGGACGGAGAUGAUGGACAUUCAGAUCACCGUGACGCCGCCGUCGAAGCCGCGCGUCAAUCCGUUCAACAGUGUGUUCCGUCAGAAGCGUCAGACGUUCGCCGGCCUUCCGGCGUGGUGUCAGUGCGAGCCGACGAAGCCGACGUGCCCACCGGGCCCUCCAGGACCUCCAGGACGGCCGGGACAGCCUGGAACGCCGGGACGGCCUGGGCCGCGAGGUCGCGACAACCACGAGACAAUUCGCUCGGAGCCUUGCCGCCAGCCGAACUUCGGCUGCGUCAAAUGCCCACGCGGACCACCGGGACCAUCGGGACAGCCGGGACCGAUUGGACGUCCGGGACCCGACGGACGACCAGGACAGCCGGGCCGACGCGGAAACGACGGACGGCCGGGACCACGAGGACCACCCGGCAAUCCGGGAAGUCCGGGACGCGUCGGCGGACCCGGACAGCCGGGACAUCCCGGCAAAGACGGACGCAAAGGACGUGGAGCGCCGGGACCCGCCGGCAGGCCGGGAAAGCCCGGCAAGCCGGGAGCCGCCGGACGGCCUGGACGACGCGGCGAGCUCGGACGCGACGGCAACGCGGGAGCCGCCGGACGGCCGGGAUCACCGGGCCACAAGGGCGCCGACGGACGGCCGGGCGCCAACGGCAAUCCGGGACGUCCGGCACCCGACGCCGCCUAUUGCGCGUGCCCUCCGCGCUCGGCGAUGUUCGUCAAACGCGUCAGUCGUUCAUAA